AAUUUGGGUUGCCGGUCAGCGGUAUGGGUUUUUCUCCCGUUUGGCUCCAAAAUUUGCAAUCGUUUUGGUGCUAGCGGGUAAUUUCCUCUUCUUUGCGCGGGCGCUACUACCGUUUUAGUCGGUCUUCUUAUCAAAGCCAACUGCAAAAAUCGCUUGAGGACGGAAUAUGGCAUUAUAAAAGAUUCAUCCCAUGUUCUUUAACAAGGGUCUGUCUUGAAUUAUCUUCUUCAACAAUGCAAGAACUAACUAAACAACUCGGUCUAAUAGCCUUGAUUGGCUUGGGGAUCUUUAUUGGAUUGAAAAUCAUUGAGUCAAAACUUAAAAAUAGUAAGAUUCCUUUCGAAAACAAGGGUGGAAAGACUCUAGUUACUCCAGUUCCAGCAGAAUUUAAUUGGAAGGAAGCAACUCCAAUUGCGUAUCGACCUUAUGUUGGUAAGAAAAACUUUAAGGUUCAAAUGGGAAUUCAGAACAUAGCUGACCAGUUCCAGAAUUGGUUAUUAAUUGAAGACACUUAUCUUGACAGAGUAGUUGAGCGUAAAGAGAUAAUCAAAAACCAUGGUGAUAAAACCCUCUAUUGCGAAGAUGACAAUCCCCGUGUUGCCCUUGCUGUUAGAGAGGGUUAUAAUACAAUCAUGGACUUUAUGUGUUCACGUUAUCCGCAGAUUUUCACUAUCAGCCCUUUAGAUGAUUCCAAAAUAUAUAACACUAUCAAUGGCGAAACCUUCCCAAGAUACGCUUCUGACAUUGCCCCAAGAACGUUGUUGAAACACAUUACUGAAAACCUCGAAGAAGAUUUCUUAUUUCUCUUGAAAAAUAACCCUGAUGAUCACGAUGAAGAGUAUAUUGAAAAAGCGGGCAUUUUUGCUCACCCUCUGGGAUUUGACCCUUCGAAAGGGUUCAAUAAACCAAUUUCAUCUAUCCAUGGACCGGUUCCCGAUUAUCAAAGCAGAUUGAAAUUGGGAAUGCAUCGAUUCUUCAAUAGAUUAGAACCAAAAGACUUAUGGAUGAGAGUUAACUGGUCAAUUCAAAUGCAUCCGAACCUCUUUUCUUUGAAAGAAAAUCACGGUAGACCAGAAGAAGUUAAGCCUCCUUUGUCAAUGGAGGAAGUUGAUUGGGAUCACUCCUCUUUCACUAGGUCUGAAAGACAAAUUUUCUCCAGAUUGCCAAACUCAAGAGCAAUCAUUUUCCUGGUUAGAACAUAUUUGACUCCUAUGUAUCAAAUAAAAAGUGAAGGUUUGGGUAAAGAUUUGGCCUUUGCCAUAGAUAAUCUACCUGAAAAUUUGGCCUUCUAUAAAAAUAGACACUACUGGGGUACGGCUGUUAAAGAUUACCUCCAGUCUUAGUGAGUUUAUCUUUUCGCUUACUUCUCUAUCUUAUAAAAUCUAU
This is a messenger RNA of Hyphopichia burtonii NRRL Y-1933, 1386 nucleotides long. RefSeq lists its product as uncharacterized. The record is from RefSeq and is a predicted model, not a curated record. The coding region runs from base 234 to 1343 and encodes 369 amino acids. The transcript has a single exon. Lineage: Eukaryota; Fungi; Ascomycota; Pichiomycetes; Serinales; Debaryomycetaceae.